Molecule: messenger RNA, 3964 nt
Organism: Tympanuchus pallidicinctus (lesser prairie-chicken)
Lineage: Eukaryota; Metazoa; Chordata; Aves; Galliformes; Phasianidae
Gene: ZNF384
Product: zinc finger protein 384
Exons: 12
Coding region: 518-2212 (564 amino acids)
Biological process (GO): regulation of transcription by RNA polymerase II
Cellular component (GO): nucleus
Molecular function (GO): DNA-binding transcription activator activity, RNA polymerase II-specific; RNA polymerase II cis-regulatory region sequence-specific DNA binding
Source: RefSeq, a predicted model, not a curated record
CUCCUGGGCCGGAAGCCGUCUCAACGCCGGGCUGGGGAGCGCCGCGCGCCGCCACAGCUACUUCCGCCCUCCCCGCAACCCGGGCUCUCCGCUCGCCAGCACCCGCGCUUCCGGUAGGCGCGCGCCCACCUCUGCCCCCCGCUUCCGGCCCAGGCGCCCGCCCACCACGCUCCCGCCGCCGGGAAGCUGACCCAGGCCGGCGGCUGCCGCCGCUCCUCCUCUUUUUCAAGAGAAGCCGUCGAUGACGCCGUUCCGCUCCGCUCGGCGCCCCGGAAGAGCUGAGUCGCGCUCCUCCUCUUGAUCCGGAAGCGCCUCGCCGCUCCUCUUUCCGAGACGGCCCUGGAAGGAGGAGCGAUGCAAGAGGAGGGAGAGUGAGAGGGGAGGGUACAUUGACAUCUGUCUGAUACUAGACUGGUGAAUAGGAAGAAGGUCCCAUCUCUGGCCUGUUUGUGGAAGCUGGGAUGAUGAAGGCACUGCAGUGGGAACGUGCUGUGGUACAGGGUUGAAGCUCCAGCCCAUGUGGGAUAGUUAUAGAGCAAUUGGAAGGGUUGCGUGCAGAGUUCUGGUAAAGAUGGAAGAAUCUCAUUUCAACUCCUCUCCGUACUUCUGGCCAGCAGUGCCCACGGUUUCGGGACAGAUUGACAACACCAUGUUUAUUAACAAGAUGAAGGAGCAGCUAUUGCCCACAGAGAAGGGCUGCAGCCUUGCUCCCCCCCACUACCCUGCCUUGCUGACAGUGCCCACCUCAGUGGCCCUUCCCACUGGCAUUGCAAUGGACUCUGACACCAAGCCGGAGCAGCUGACACCACACAGCCAAGCCCCUGUGACUCAGAACAUCACCGUGGUGCCAGUGCAGUCUGCUGGGCUCAUGACAGCAGGUCCUGGUCUCGUGAUAACUUCUCCAUCAGGCUCCCUGGUGACUACAGCCUCCUCUGCACAAACCUUCCCCAUCUCAGCUCCCAUGAUCGUCUCUGCACUACCCCCUGGCUCCCAGGCAGCCCUCCAGGUGGUGCCUGAUCUGACCAAGAAGGGGACAACCACCCUCUCCGAAGGUGGGGGGGGGGGCGGGGGUGGGGGAGUUGCCCCCAAACCGCCUCGGGGCCGGAAGAAGAAACGAUUGCAGGAAUCGGGGCUGCCAGAGAUGAGCGACCCCUUUGUGCUGUCAAACGAGGAUGAUGAGGACCAGCACAAGGAUGGCAAGACAUACAGUAGUUCCGUGAGCAGCGGAACUAAUGAAGCCUGGUUUCCAGCGGCUCUCUCCUGUGUGGAUUCUCUGAUGUCUAAUCAAGGGUGCCGGAUGUGUUCGCUGACCUUCUACUCCAAGUCGGAGAUGCAGAUCCACUCCAAGUCCCAUACGGAGACAAAGCCACACAAGUGUCCUCACUGCUCCAAGAGCUUCGCCAACAGCUCCUACCUGGCCCAGCACAUUCGCAUCCACUCAGGGGCCAAGCCCUACACAUGCAGCUACUGCCAGAAGGCCUUCCGCCAGCUCUCCCACCUGCAGCAGCACACACGGAUCCACUCCAAGCUCCACACGGCGAUUGUCAAGCCGCACAAGUGUCCUCACUGCUCCAAGAGCUUCGCCAACACAUCCUACCUGGCCCAGCACCUCCGCAUCCACUCGGGGGCCAAGCCCUACACCUGCCGCUACUGCCAGAAGGCCUUCCGCCAGCUCUCCCACCUGCAGCAGCACACACGUAUCCACACUGGGGACCGACCCUACAAAUGCGCUCACCCUGGUUGUGAAAAGGCUUUCACGCAGCUUUCCAACCUGCAGUCCCACAGACGGCAGCACAACAAAGACAAACCUUUCAAGUGCCACAACUGCCACCGUGCAUACACAGAUGCUGCCUCGCUGGAGGUACACCUGGCUACACACACGGUGAAACAUGCCAAGGUCUAUACCUGCUCCAUCUGCAGCCGGGCCUACACCUCGGAGACGUACCUGAUGAAGCACAUGCGGAAACACAACAUCCCUGAUCCACAGCAGCAGGUGGUUCAGGCCCAAGCCCAGGCCUCUCAGCAGCAGCAGCACUUCCAGCCACAGGGAGGUGGGGCAGCAGGGGGCCCUUCUGGAGACACUAACCAACCCAAUCCUCCCCCUCAGUGCUCCUUUGACCUGACUCCUUACAAGACUUCAGAGCAUCAUAAGGACAUCUGCCUCACUGUCAGCACCAGCGCCAUCCAAGUGGAGCACCUCUCCAGCUCCUAGAGAGACCUCAAGCCAGGGAGCAGAAAGCCUCUUGUGCAUAGCCUGCGCCCAGGGGCACCGCUCGUGUGGUGGCCCUCCUCGUGCAACAGUCUCCGGCCUCUCCUCCUGCAACAGCCUCUUCUGGCCGUGUAACCCUGUUCAUGGCAGCCCCUUGAAUAACAGCCUUUAUCAAGGGGGUGCUCCUUCUGUGCAACAACCUGCCUGGUAGGAGGAUGCUUCCUUGUGCAAGAGCUCCUUUCCUGUGCUGGGAUCACUUCCUCAUGCAAGAGCCCCUCCUUUAAAACCCAAAGAAAGGCCUCUGUUUUGCCUUCUCUCACUGUAGGAUGCGUAUGAAGGGGUGGGGAGGUGUUGAGACAUGCGUGGUGAAUGGAAUGGAGUCCUAGUAUGUACAGGGGCUUGGACAUGCUUUCAGUGGGCCACAGAAGAAUGUGGCAGGGUUCACAACUGGAUGGUUUAUUUUAUUUUUUUUUUUGAGGAUUUCCUUGAGUGUCUAAGAGGGAAAUAUCCAUUCCUGUUCCUCCUGCUUGUGAAAGGGAGGAGGGGUCGAUUGUUCUGCCCCCAGGACUGGAUGGGAGAAACCUCCCCAGUGGAAAGUGAGACCAGUGUGGGGGAGAGGUGAGGCAUGUUCUCUGGGCUGGACAGGUGCCUGCACUGCCUGGGGGCUAUGGAGUAUUGCACUCUUUCUUCUCCCCUAGUGGAGAGCAAUAGAGAGGAGUCUGUUGGAACUGGCUGCUGCCUCUCCCAGCUAUCUGAGCAGCGUAAUGGCCAAGGCCCCAUAGGAAUGUGGGUUCCUGCUCGUUGCUCUUCCUGCCCGUUGUGGAUGAUGUCCUAGCAGCUUGUACUUCUCUCCCUCCUGCUUCCCCCACCUCCUCAGAAAAGCCUGCAGGCAUCAACAACAAACCAAAAAGCAAUGGAGGGGAGGGUGAGAGACUGCCAAAAUAAUCAUCGCCCUUCUCUCUACUCCCUUUCUCGCAAGGUGGAACAACAGCAGUUCUGACUCACACCCCCCCCGUCCUGCCCCGUUUCCUAAAGGGAAGGAGGAGGAGGAGUAGACCAGUCUUUCAAGGAGCCGGCGGGUGAUAGGGAAAGGCUAGCUUCUCUGCUCAGCUCCCACCAGAGUGCUCUCUCAGGCUCCUCUUGCCAAGACGGGCUGGACUCACAUGGCAGUGGUGGCCUCUUCUGGACCCUGAUCAUGGGAGAGAAUCCCCAAAAGGUGGACAGUGGAGAGAAAGGGAUGAAGAUCCCCACACAGAGACCAAUCUAAAGAGAACGGGGAGCCAACAAGAAUAAACUGAAGGCCCCGUGAAUUUAUAUAUAUAUACAUAUAUAUAUAUAUAAAUAUCUAUUCCCCACCCCUGGCCCGCUCUGUCCUUGCUGUAACUGUUUCUAUCUCUGUGUUUAUAAAACGCAUUAUCCUGGCAAAUUUUUAUUUUCAAUCUUCGUUUGUUUUUCCCUCUCUCUUUGUCUUCUCUUCUCCUUCCCUUUUGGUUUGUUUAUUUGUUUGUUUUAAUUUUUUUAUUUUAUUUUAUUUUAUUUUGGUCCACAUGACUAUGGUCUUGUGUAUCACUUCUUAGUUUCUUUGGAUCAUGGAGGCUGACUCAAAUGAAAAGGCAAGGGAAAAAAGCAUGUGUUGGGAUUUUAAAAUACCCACUCAAAGCCUAUAGUUUCAGAUUUCUGUACAAACAAACAAAAGGAGCUUUUUUUUUUUUUUUUUAAUCACCUUGUGUAGAAAUAAACUGGUGUAAAAGGCUC